Hippocampus zosterae (dwarf seahorse) is the source of this 2588-nucleotide messenger RNA. Its product is annotated as neuronal calcium sensor 1. NCBI's taxonomy places the organism in Eukaryota, Metazoa, Chordata, Actinopteri, Syngnathiformes, Syngnathidae. Gene Ontology annotation, molecular function: calcium sensitive guanylate cyclase activator activity; calcium ion binding. Bases 440 to 1012 code for a protein of 190 amino acids. The record is from RefSeq and is a predicted model, not a curated record. The transcript has 9 exons.
GCACUUAUCCACGUGCACGCGGUUGAGUCACGAAUGUAUGAGCACUGAGGCCAGCAGCUUCAGCCAGCGUCACUCCCCGUCGGCGGAGGGCUGGAGAAGCACUACACGCGGCCAUGCGCGAGGCAGUAGCUCCAGCAUUUCAUCUCUGCUCUCUUCUUUGCUGACGGAACGGCGCCUUUCCUCAUCUGCAUUUCAGUAGUACCUUGCAACCGUGGACUCGUGUGGACUCAAGAUGGUCAUUCCCAGCGCGACUUGCCACAGCAGGACAUCACUGGCCAAGAGCACAUGCAGAUGUUUGCAGUGAAGGUGCCUGCACACAACAGUAGUUAGUUCAUGUGGGGUUUCAGUCGGGCAUCAGUGCAUCCCAAUACCGGACCUCUGAGGAGCAGACUGAGGUAAUACAAGGUGGAUUUGAAGGUGUGGAGGAGAGCUGAAAAUCAUGGGUAAAUCUAACAGCAAGCUCAAGCCGGAGGUGGUGGAGGAAUUGACAAGGAAAACCUACUUUACAGAAAAAGAGGUGCAACAGUGGUACAAAGGCUUCAUUAAAGACUGUCCUAGCGGACAGCUUGAUUCUGUGGGCUUUCAGAAGAUCUACAAGCAGUUCUUUCCUUUUGGAGAUCCCACAAAGUUUGCCUCUUUUGUCUUCAACGUGUUUGAUGAAAAUAAGGAUGGACGUAUUGAGUUCUCAGAGUUCAUCCAAGCGUUGUCUGUGACUUCUCGGGGGACUCUGGAUGAGAAACUUCGAUGGGCUUUCAAGCUAUAUGACUUAGAUAAUGAUGGCUACAUCACCCGUGACGAGAUGCUGAACAUAGUCGAUGCCAUUUAUCAGAUGGUGGGAAACACCGUGGAGCUGCCAGAAGAAGAAAACACACCAGAAAAGCGAGUGGACCGCAUUUUUGCAAUGAUGGACAAGAAUGCAGACGGGAAACUGACUCUGCAGGAGUUUCAGGAGGGCUCCAAGGCGGACCCCUCUAUUGUGCAAGCACUGUCUCUCUAUGAUGGUCUAGUCUAAGAAUGUAAGGUGAGUGGAGUAUUCAUGUGCAAGCCACAUGCACAAUUGGCCAUGGGGAAGUUCCGGCCAUUCAAUAUUAUGCCAUCUUUGUGUCAUCUGAGCCAAUGAAAAAAGAAAUAAAAAUCAGUGAAUGGCCUCAAUCCAAAGCAAAGCAGCUGCUUUCUGCUCUCAGUUUGUUGUUAUGAAUUAUUCAGGCGACCCACUUGUUUGCUGGCAAUCAAAUGGUCUUUCAGUGCCGAGCGAAGAGCCUCUUCCGCCGCCUCGUGUAAUCCACCACCCUCUGCCAAUUGUUGCUGACAUCGUGCUCAGCGUUUUGUCAGCUGUGAAGUGAGCUAGCGAAUGCAUAUUUUGAACACACCAUUGAGGUGAUUAUCCCGUAUGGACUGGGCAAAGACACACACACACACACACAAGCAUAUACAGUAUAUAUAUUGUAUAUAUAUAUGUUUUAUAUAUCUACUGUAUAGAUAUAUAAAACAUAGUGAUCACUCUCCUCACCUCACUAGAUGGAUCCAAUUUAUCUUCAGAUUUGGAAUCAGACACACCCAGCAUCACAGCCUCCUAACAAUCGAUCUUGCUCAACUAGCAGUGGACUGACAAUCAGCAGACACUUGUUUGUGUUUCCACCAAGGAUUGGGGACACAUUUUCCAAUGGCGUUCAAACCUGGCAGCAAAGCCCUCUGUCAAUUCAACAUGCUUCUGCUGCUGCUACUGUGUGCUUCUGUGCAAACGUCGCAGCCAUUUCCUUUCCCCGCCAAAAGUCCCACAAGAUGAAUUCCGUUGGGGGAUUUUCCAGACUUUUCCUAAGGAGAGACAGAGAUCUGUGCUGUUAUCACGGACUCCAUAGUUUAACAUGUAAAAGCAUGUUACAUGGUGAUAGAGUGAACACUCAUUUAACGUUACAAAGCAGUGUAUUGUAAUAUGUAAAUAUAGUAUUAUGAUAAUCUAGUUCCUGCUUUUCUGUAUUCCAGAGUUUUCAACUCUUAAAAAUACAAUGAAGUUUUAUUUUUUAUCAAAGUUGUUGAAAUGUUUUGCACUGCCUUUUUCACUACAAUUGUGGGAUUUUUGUUGUUGUUGUUCUCACGCUCUGAGUUUCCUCUCCAGAGAGAAUAGAAUUUUUAUUUGUGGAACGGUGUUGAAGGAGCAGGGAGUUUUCUAAGGAUUAUUUUACUACAUUUGCAACCUAUGAAUACCAUUGUGUUUUCACUUCCCAGUGAGCAUGAGUGUCUCUUGUCAGCAGCGCAAUGGCCGAGCAGCAUCGCCAAAGGUCGUGGCUUAACUGAGGCUCAUUGCCCUCAUUCAAUUUCAGCGAGAGGCACAAAUAAAAACCAAUUCUCGUUGUAAAGCUUUAGCGUGCUUUUUGGCUGCUGUUGUCCACUUUCUAGUUGUCCUGAUGUGUCAAGCCAGAGUAUGCGUUCAUGCCUUCUACCAAUUCUUAAUCAUUUCUUGUUGACGCAGUCCCAUUUUCGCACUGUCACUGAUGUUAUGCCUUAUGCAAAUAAUUUACUGAAUGACACAUGCCAUUUACCUGUCAUUGAUCAGUAUGAGAGCACAUAAUAAAAUGCAUUUAAAUGGC